AUGGGUGGUUCGGGGUUGCAGCUGGUCACUUCCUCUUGCAUACGCAGCCAUAACCCCCCGCCGGGUCGUUCCAACAGCCAAGGUUGGGGCACAUUGGCUGUCACCAGCGGCUUUGCGCGAAGACUUUGAUAGAGAUCAGGUCCGCUUCAAAAACGGAGUGUUCGCACAAUGGAGGUAGGCGCCUCCCAUGGGCAACCGCACCUACCUUCACAAGUCCCACUAGCAACAGCCUACAAACUCAUGGAACCAGUGGCACCAACAACACAAUGACAACUUCCCAGCCCACUUGCGCCAACUGGGCGCCAGACAUCACCAAGUGCAGCAAUAUUGGCAGGUUCGCUUGCAAGAACUGCCUCCUCGUCACGUACUGUGGCCCCGAGUGUCAGAAGUCUCACUGGACUAUCCACAAGCUCGACUGCAAAUCUCGUCUUGGAAAGGAGAAUUGGCAGCCCGACUGGGUCUUGGAGAGCAGAGCCCCGGACUUCGUCGGAGAUGGCCCCCCCCAACUGGCCUACGGAGGCGGGAAGUACCUUUGGGGCAACGUUCCAGCUUUCGACAUCCUCCAUCUCUGUGCAAACGAAGGCAUCGCAUACGACGAGAAGCUGCCCCUCUUGUGUGCUGCCUCCGGAGACCUUCGAAACAUCGUCAAGACUAUCGCCCAGCUCCCUGAUAGCUACACUCAGCCCAUCGAGGUGACUUUGAACGACCGCGAUUUGGAUAUUGUCGCCCGCAAUGUCAUCAUGAUUCUCAUUGCCCUCGUGGUGGAUGACGCUGACGUCGCAGCCGAUUGCAUCAUUCACGUCUGGUACUCUGCUCUACUCCGCAAAUCCGACCUCGAUAUCAUCCGGUAUCGCAUCCGACCAAUCCUCGAGGACGUCUGUCACAAGCUACAGGGAAAGGGCGCCAAGAACUUCCACGCAAAGACGUGGACGUUCGGUCAGCGGUCUCUAAGACUCGUGCUGGAAAAGUCUGCGUGGGACGCCCUCUUAACUUUCACCGACGCCCCCAGGGGUCUGACGGCUGAUCGGGCGAAUGAGAUUCGCAAAGCCGUCACCCUCACUGAUAGCAGGAAGGACUAUCGUGACCGUCAUCUUCUGUUCCAGUCCCCAUCUCAUCGAAUUGCCCUUACACGCUUCCGCGAGGACGGACUCCUGCUUCCAUUUGGAGCUCCGCGGGAUGCCUUUCGGCACCCCAACCCAACCAUUUACCAAAAAGCGAAUUGGCCCAUGCACGAUAAUGCCGACCCUCUCAACGGAUGGUCUGCGAAGGAAGUUCAAGAGACUUCGACCGGACCUGCAACCGCAGACAUCUACGGCAAGCUCUUCAUCAGCCUUCGUACAGUGCUUCGGGCCUUUCUCUGUCGCCUUUUAACUUCGCAGAUCUCAUUUAAUCUGUUCCAAAUGGAUGCAUCUGCUCUUCCCAAGUUCCUAGAGAACAGCCACUUCAGCCGAAUUGAGGUUUCUAACAUCUCGGACGCUGGAUAUCUCGGGAUCCAUCAUACGCUCAACCUGAUGGUUCCUCUCCUUCAGAGCCCUCUCGUCAACCACCACGCGACGCUGAUCACACUGUUCAUGAAUGCUGUGGAUGAGAAUGCCACCGAAAUGGAAAUGCUCGCAGACAUGAAGGCGGGAGGCCUGGUAUCGAAGCGCGUCUACAAGUACCUCUCGCUUACAGGUGAAUCACUCACUCACUACGAUACCACGAUCUACAAGAUCAUGGCCGCUCGGGAUUGCGUCGCGACCCAUGACCACAUUUUUGACCGGUAUGCUGCGAAACUCAUGUUCUCGCAGAUUGCUCGGCUGGCCGGGGCCGCGAUGAAAAGUAGCCAUACGGUGAUCGAGAAGUGGCCGUUCAGAUUGAAGCUGCGGCCCGGACAGAGCGGUGCUCAGGGAGAGUUUGACCGUCUUCUGGGAGGAGGAGUUUCAAGUAAGGAGCGUUACGUAGAGUGGAAGAGAGUUUGUUUGUUGGAUGAUUGAUCGGCCUCUAGUGGCUGGUAAAAAGGAGCGACUUCUUGCUCCGGGCUCAUGUCCAAUCGUAUUUCUAACAUAACAAAACGGCUCUGUGAUGGAUGAAAUUGGAAAAUCAAAGGACGUUGUCCUGGCCGUC
Molecule: messenger RNA, 2106 nt
Organism: Colletotrichum destructivum
Lineage: Eukaryota; Fungi; Ascomycota; Sordariomycetes; Glomerellales; Glomerellaceae
Product: Putative Zinc finger, MYND-type
Exons: 7
Coding region: 267-1976 (569 amino acids)
Source: RefSeq, a predicted model, not a curated record